Messenger RNA from Ricinus communis (castor bean), 2323 nucleotides. Its product is annotated as RNA-binding protein with multiple splicing 2. The coding region runs from base 124 to 1137 and encodes 337 amino acids. Lineage: Eukaryota; Viridiplantae; Streptophyta; Magnoliopsida; Malpighiales; Euphorbiaceae. The transcript is spliced from 8 exons. The record is from RefSeq and is a predicted model, not a curated record. Gene Ontology annotation, molecular function: mRNA binding.
CCAUAUGAUAUCAUAUAGUACAGAGACGAGAAUCUAACAAGCAUCUCUACCAACAUCGAUCCUCUCUUUGGGUGGCUUUGAAUAGGGUUUUGAUUCAGUGGUAAUUACAAUCAAGGAGACCUUAUGGCAGGGGCUGGAAUCCACCCAUACCAUCAUCAGCAGUGGCCACCGGCAGCUGCUCCUCCACCUCCACCAGCUGCAGCAGGUGGCGCGGCCCCUCCUCCUCCAUCCGCUGUCCACCAUCCCCCAACAGUCCUUGUUGAUAAUAGCAAUCGCGGCCCCACGCACGAUGAGGUUAGGACAAUAUUCAUAACUGGGUUACCAGAAGAUGUGAAGGAAAGAGAACUGCAGAAUUUAUUGAGAUGGUUACCUGGUUAUGAGGCUUCUCAAGUUAACUACAAAGGAGAAAAACCAAUGGGUUUUGCUCUCUUCUCUACUUCUCAGUUUGCUAUUGCUGCCAAGGAAGCCCUUCAGGAUAUGCUUUUUGAUGCCGAGUCCAAGUCAAUUUUGCAUACUGAGAUGGCUAAGAAGAAUCUAUUUGUCAAAAGAGGAAUUGUAGCGGAUUCUAAUGCUUAUGAUCAAAGUAAACGAUUGAGAACUGGUGGUGACUAUUCUCACACUGCUUAUACAACUCCAUCACCAUUUCACCCUCCUCCAGCUCCUGUUUGGGGACCACAUGGGUAUAUGGCUCCUGCGCCGCCUCCAUAUGAUCCAUAUGCGGGAUAUCCUGUUCCUCAAGUUCCAAUGCCUGCUCCUGCUCCCAUGCCAGCUCCUAGCAGUUAUUUACCUGUUCAGAAUACAAAAGAUAACCCACCCUGCAAUACCCUCUUUAUUGGUAAUCUUGGAGAGAAUAUCAAUGAGGAUGAACUGAGGGGUCUAUUCAGCGUGCAACCUGGCUUUAAGCAAAUGAAGGUCUUGAGACAAGAAAGGCAUACUGUUUGUUUUAUUGAAUUUGAAGAUGUGAACAGUGCAAGCAAUGUGCACCGUAGUUUGCAAGGUGCUGUUAUCCCAAGCUCUGGUUCUGUUGGCAUGCGAAUACAAUAUUCGAAGAAUCCAUUUGGGAAGAGGAAAGAUGGAAGCCACUCUGUUGCUUCUCCCAGUGCCAAUGGAGCUCCACCAGCUAUGACGUACCAGUAGCUUGAAGGGGAUGUACUCUGAUCUUGAAUACAUGAUAGGAUGCAUCUUGCAGCUGUUGCAUGCAUCAAAAUUUCAUCAUCAGCAUCAGCAUUAGCAUCUUCUCAUGUGCAUCAGUGCACAUAAUGCUAUCAUAAAAGCACCAUCUGGUCAUGUUAAUUUAUCCAGGACAUGCAUCUAUCGGCAGCAUAUGUUGAUGUGUUGAUAACCUAAUAGGGAUUCAGACAUGUUUUACCAUUCAUAGAAGUGGUGCAUCUGCAGCUUUCUUGUUAUAAUUUGUGUUAUUCUUUUCUUUUCCUUCCUCUUGUUUGUCCAUGUUCUACAUCAGUAUUAGGAAUAGUUAACUGAAUAGACAUAUUUCUACUUAUGAAGUUUCCCAUGGUAGGCUGAAUUACAUGACAGCAUUUAACAUGCCAUCCUAAGCUGUUGACAUAUCAUGACACACAUCUAACAAGGCAGUUCAUGCCUUCAACCAUGUAUCCUUAGCCAUUACCUUUAAUUUCCAUCAACACCAUUUCUUUAGUCUGUUCCAUGAACUGAAUCCAUUUACCCUCCUUCACUUGAGGCAAAAUUGUCACCAUGAUUUAGCAUUCAGGUGAUUAAAAGCAUAAUAAUCUGAAGGAUGUUGGCAAAUAUAUGCCCUUGUGAUUUAUAUGCAGGCUUUUUGGAACAAAAAUGAGAAGCUUCCAUUCAAUUGAGGUGGUCAUGCAGCUGUUUUUAGUUCAGUUAAAUACACAUUUGUUGGCAAGAGAUCCUCAUUCGGGUUUUAGAUUGACAGCUGCUAAGGUGGAAGUUUUUGUUGGACUUCAACUGAAGCGAACAUCGGAUAACUAGGGUAUAGCUUGAGAUUGCAGUGGUGAGUUCGGUUGUUACAGGUUAUUUCAUGCAUGGAUGGAACUUUUGACUCUUUCCUUGCAGUAGCAGGUGUCUUUGGAUAAAUCUGGAAUGGGGAAAGAGUUAUGCAUGUUGUCGAUUAAUGAUUAAUAUAAAAGAAAAAAAAAAGGAAAAAGAGAAGAAAUAGAGUUUGGUUGUCGAAGUGUUUCAUUAUUAGUCCUAAAAGAAAGCAGUUUAGACCUUCUAUGGUACUGUACCGAAAUGGGCAUUUUUCUUUGUUUAUGAUGACUUAUGCGGUCCUGACCUUACUUGCCUUCACAAUUAUUCAAUUUUAAACCAUAACAUGCUAUGCCUA